This is a messenger RNA of Betta splendens (Siamese fighting fish), 605 nucleotides long. RefSeq names its product hemoglobin subunit alpha-like. NCBI's taxonomy places the organism in Eukaryota, Metazoa, Chordata, Actinopteri, Anabantiformes, Osphronemidae. The record is from RefSeq and is a predicted model, not a curated record. The transcript is spliced from 3 exons. Bases 68 to 502 code for a protein of 144 amino acids. Gene Ontology annotation, biological process: oxygen transport; hydrogen peroxide catabolic process. Gene Ontology annotation, molecular function: oxygen carrier activity; peroxidase activity; haptoglobin binding. Gene Ontology annotation, cellular component: hemoglobin complex; haptoglobin-hemoglobin complex; blood microparticle.
GACGAAUUCACUUAGCAGCAUUUUAGAUCCACAUUUUCUCUGAAUUGCUGAGAUCUCGAGUGUAAUCAUGCUCACUGCGAAAGACAAGUCCAAUGUGGCCGCUUUGUGGUCCAAAAUUGAGUCCAAGGCCGGCGACCUGGGCGGUGAAGCACUGGGCAGGAUGCUGGUCGCCUACCCCCCAACCAAGACCUACUUCACUCACUGGGGAGCGAGUGAGUUGGUCCCUGGCUCCGCCAAAGUGAAGCAGCACGGUGCCACCAUCAUGGGAGCCGUGGGCAAAUGUGUCAAAGGCAUCAAUGAUCUCUCCGGGACCCUCAGCGCCCUCAGUGACCUGCAUGCCUUCCAGCUCCGGGUGGAUCCUGCCAACUUUAAGAUCCUGGCCCACAACAUCAUCCUGGCUGUGGCCAUGUACUUCCCUGGAGACUUCACUCCAGAGAUGCAUGUCUCCCUUGAUAAGUUCCUGAGUGCUCUGGCCAUUGCUCUGUCUGAGAAGUACAGAUAAACUCCAGAGACACAGAAGCUUCGACUGCUUUUAAAGCAUGUCCAACCAGGUCAUCAAGACGUCCUAAAUGAAGCUUGAUCAAUAAAAACGUCAAAAAUGUUAA